This is a messenger RNA of Penaeus monodon (black tiger shrimp), 1753 nucleotides long. RefSeq names its product ribosomal operon-associated A protein-like. The coding region runs from base 1 to 1653 and encodes 550 amino acids. NCBI's taxonomy places the organism in Eukaryota, Metazoa, Arthropoda, Malacostraca, Decapoda, Penaeidae. The record is from RefSeq and is a predicted model, not a curated record. The transcript is spliced from 2 exons.
AUGUAUAUGUAUCUUGUCAACUACAUCUACCAAAAUUUCAACAUCUACAUCAACUUUUUCAUCAAGUUCAACUACAACAUCCACUACAAGUAUGUCUACAUCUACCACCACAUCAACAUCAACAACUACUUCCACUACAACACGCACUUCUACAUCUACAUCUACAUCGACAAGUACUUCCACUUCAACAAGUACCUCUACAUCAACAAGCACUUCUACAUCUACUUCCACUUCAACAAGUACCUCUACAUCAACAAGCACUUCUACAUCAACAAGCACUUCUACAUCUACUUCCACUUCAACAAGUACUUCUACAUCAACAAGCACUUCUACAUCAACAAGCACUUCUACAUCAACAAGCACUUCUACAUCUACUUCCACUUCAACAAGUACUUCCACUUCAAACAAGACUUCUACAUCUACUUCCACUUCAACAAGUACUUCUACAUCAACAAGCACUUCUACAUCUACUUCCACUUCAACAAGUACUUCUACAUCUACAAGCACUUCUACAUCUACUUCCACUUCAACAAGUACCUCUACAUCAACAAGCACUUCUACAUCUACUUCCACUUCAACAAGUACUUCCACUUCAACAAGUACUUCUACAUCUACUUCCACUUCAACAAGCACCUCUACAUCAACAAGCACUUCUACAUCUACUUCCACUUCAACAAGUACCACUACAUCAACAAGCACUUCUACAUCUACUUCCACUUCCACAAGCACCUCUACAUCAACAAGCACUUCUACAUCUACUUCCACUUCCACAAGCACCUCUACAUCAACAAGCACUUCUACUUCCACUUCAACAAGUACCUCUACAUCAACAAGCACUUCUACAUCUACUUCCACUUCAACAAGUACUUCUACAUCUACUUCCACUUCAACAAGUACCUCUACAUCAACAAGCACUUCUACAUCUACUUCCACUUCAACAAGUACUUCUACAUCAACAAGCACUUCUACAUCUACUUCCACUUCAACAAGUACUUCUACAUCAACAAGCACUUCUACAUCUACUUCCACUUCAACAAGCACCUCUACAUCAACAAGUACUUCUACAUCUACUUCCACUUCAACAAGCACCUCUACAUCAACAAGCACUUCUACAUCUACUUCCACUUCCACAAGCACCUCUACAUCUACUUCCACUUCAACAAGUACUUCUACAUCUACAAGCACUUCUACAUCUACUUCCACUUCAACAAGUACUUCUACAUCAACAAGCACUUCUACAUCUACUUCCACUUCAACAAGUACUUCUACAUCUACUUCCACUUCAACAAGUACUUCUACUUCAACAAGCACUUCUACAUCUACUUCCACUUCAACAAGUACUUCUACAUCAACAAGCACUUCUACAUCUACUUCCACUUCAACAAGUACCUCUACAUCAACAAGCACUUCUACAUCUACUUCCACUUCAACAAGUACUUCUACAUCUACUUCCACUUCAACAAGUACUUCUACAUCAACAAGCACUUCUACAUCAACGAGCACUUCUACAUCUUCCACUUCAACAAGUACUUCUACAUCAACAAGCACUUCCACAUCUACUUCCACUUCAACAAGUACAUCUACAUCAACAAGUACCUCCACAUCUACUUCGACAAGUACCUCUACAUCAACAUCGACUACGGGUUCACCUAGUAUCUGCAACGUCACUUCCGCUGGUGACUUCACAUACUUUAUUUCCCAGAACUUCCCCAGCGUUUACACUGACAACACCAGAUGCACGGUUGAUCCAUUA